Molecule: messenger RNA, 3288 nt
Organism: Mesocestoides corti
Lineage: Eukaryota; Metazoa; Platyhelminthes; Cestoda; Cyclophyllidea; Mesocestoididae
Source: the annotation of a GenBank genome assembly
AUGGCAAGUGUCGAGCCCGCUGCUCCGCCGUCUGUGUCUGUCGCCACUACUGCCAAGUCUGCUCUCUCGCCGUCGGAAACACCGCCAGAAGCCGGUGGCGGCGGCGGUGGUGGCAUGGCUUACGGCUCCAGUUCGCCCUCAGCUAUUCUGAUGUCUGCGAAGAAACCGGUGCCACCGCAUCAACCCAUGGAGACAACGACGACGACGGCAACGCCGACUCCUGAAUCCGCCUGUUCCUUGCUCAACCCCACAGAGGUCAGUUUGAAACCGGAAAAUCCCUCCACUGUUGGAAGUAUCGCAGCCUCGCCGCUCAAACGACCGCGUCACAAACCCGGCGAACGCAAAGAACUUCUUCUAAUGGCUGUGAACGACGUGAUUGAGCACAAUAUCUCCAUGCGCAAGGCGGCGUCGCGCUACAACCUCGCCAAAUCGUCGUUGUGUGACUUUGUACGAAAGAACGGCAUCAAAUUGCCGAACAAUCGAUGCAAACCCUCCUCCUCAUCGUCGUCUGCUGCGGCGGCGGCGGCGUCAGCAUCGGGUGGUGCCAGCACCGACCACCAGGCAGGGCAUUCCCGUGCGGAGAGGGGUGAGAUGCCGGCACUGUUCGGUCUGCCCGCGGAGACGAUGAACCUGCUGAGAGCGCAGCACGCGGCAACGCCGCCAGCGGCCGCUACCUCCUUCUCCCGACUCCAGAGCCCCUGGAACAACGUCUCCGGUUUGCCAACUCAGGUACCCAUGCAGAACUGGAGUUCGCAGCUGUCAGCCGCAAAGUCCCUCUCAGCAACAGUUCCGCAUUCUUCAGCUGCGCCGUCGCCAAAGCAGUCCGAUUCGAUGGUUGUCAACGCCGAGUCGAAUUCGCCGUCAAGCGCGUCGUCGUUGGUCGCCAACAAUGGCAGUCACCACCAGUUGCCGGCGACAAGCGUGUUCGCCCCCUCCUCGUUCAUCUGCACGCCAGUGAGUGCGGAGGCGCUCGACAGCAUCGCCACCACGACACCCUUUUUCCCGCCAGCCGCACCACCAAGCAUCACUGUGACCCACUUUCCCGCGCCCAACACCCACGUCCUGCCGGCGGCCACAGGAAGCGCCAGUGACCCGGCCAUCCCGACCCCUCUCUCACGCUCCCUCGCCUCCAUUUACGCGCCCACCGCCCUUCCCACAUCCGCCGCCUCCUCCCAAAUACCACUCGUCUUUCCGGCCAAUCCCGUCUGCUCCUCCGACCCCAGCGUUGUGGACAGCCUCCAGAGCAUCAUCCUGGCCGCGGCACGCGGCGACGGCAAGCAGCUGCUCUCCGCGAACCUCGGCGACCUCCUCAACCUCCCGAUGAACUUCCCGCCGGACGCCGCCUCCUGUCUGCCCACUCCUGCGGAAGUUCUUCUGCGCAAACUGCAAAUCCCCAACUGCCUCAAUUCGCUCAUUGGCGGUGCCGCACAGGCCGUCUCCCAGACGUCUACUACCGCACCUAGCAGUAGUAGCAGUAGUAGUGUCAUGGCACGACUGCCUCAAAGUCCAAUGUCUCACGCCAAGGAACUCAUCAACUUCAUCAAUAAGUCGCCUUCGCCCUUUCAUGGCGUUGGGCGGCGGUCGGUGACGUGGACGAGGUUGGCGCCACCUCCUCUUCGGGCUAGAAGCGUCAGUCUGUCACCUGUAGGUGCAAUUUACGGUGGACUGGAGUGUGGGGACAUCUUCGUGGUUCCACAGGGACUGUUUGAGGUGAACUGGUCAUCCGGUGACCUCGUUCUGUGCAUACCACCAUCUUCUCGUGUGCGCACACAAGCGCUUCUGUCCGCGUGUCCCGUUCUCACCUUCUGGCUUCUCUUCUGUCGCGUGUCCCCUCUCCUCGCCUCCCAGUCAGCCACACCUUGGUCGUCGGUGCCUUUUUGGACAGACGAACAGCAACCCGGUGUCCGCUGUUGUUUCGGUGUGGUCGUCCGAUCGGCUUGCGAGAUCCUGGCCAACAACGGGUUCAGAGAGUUGCUAGAGUACGAGCCGUGGAAACUGGAGCCGAACGACUGCGUCUUCGUGACCAAGAACCACUCUUCGCUGUUCGCUGUGGCAGUUGGUGGCGCGUACAAGCCGGGCGAGGGCUUCGGGAUAAUCGGCGCGCACACCGACAGCCCCUGCCUCCGGCUGAAGCCCAUCUCGGAGCGCACCAGCGAGGGCUUCGUGGAGCUUGCUGUGCAGACGUACGGUGGCGGCCUCUGGUACACCUGGUUCGACCGCGAACUCACCCUCGCCGGUCGAUGCCUCGUGCGCAACCCCACCACCGGCGCGCUGGAGCAGCGUCUGGUCCAUAUCGCUCGUCCGCUGGCGUGUGUGCCCAGUCUGGCGAUUCAUCUGAAUCGAGAGGUGAACAAGAGCUUUGCGCCCAACCCGGAGGUCCACUUGGCUCCCAUCUUGUGUACCACCCUUACUGAGCAGCUGCACUCCUCAGCUGGCGAUAUCGACGGUCUGAAGGAGUCCGGAGCUUCAAGGCACCCCGCCAGCCUGCUUCGUCUGAUAGCCGCUGAGUUGCAGUGCGCGCCCUCGGACCUGGUGGAGCUCGAACUCUACCUGGCGGACACCCAGCCGGCGAGGAUCGGCGGCAUCCACGAGGAGUUCAUCCACGCGCCGCGCCUAGACAACCAGUUCUGCUCGUACACCUCUAUCCAGGCCCUGGUGAACUCGCUGCCCAGUCUGAAGGAGGACUCUUACGUGCGCGUGGUGUGCCUCUACGACCACGAGGAGAUCGGAUCGCGGAGCACGCAGGGAGCCAACUCCUUGUUCACUGAGAGCCUCUUCCGUCGCAUCACCGACGCCCUCUCGGUGGAGGCGGAGGGUGGUGGUGGUGGUGGUGUCAACACCGCCGCCUCCUGUCUCUUUGAGCGGACCAUGGCGCGCUCGUUCAUCCUGUCCGCUGACCAGGCCCACGCCGUGCACCCCUCGUGGCCGGAGAAGCACGAACCCGCGCACAAGCCCACCUUCCACCACGGCAUCGUGCUGAAACACCACUGCUCGCAGAACUACGCCACCAACGGACUCACCUCGGCCAUUGUCAAAGAGGUCGCCAGACGCUGUCAGGUGCCGCUUCAGGAGUUUGUGAUUCGCCAGGACCAGAUGUGUGGCAGCACCAUCGGGCCGAUCGUGGCGUCGCACCUGGGCGUGAUGACGGCAGACGUCGGUGGCGCCCAGCUGGCGAUGCACUCGUGCCGCGAGAUGACCUGCACCACGAGUGUCGGCCACGCCAUCGCCUUCUUCACGGGCUUCUUUGAACACCUUCCAAGCAUUCUGGCCGGUGUGUCGUUCAAGUGA